Molecule: messenger RNA, 10805 nt
Organism: Cinara cedri
Lineage: Eukaryota; Metazoa; Arthropoda; Insecta; Hemiptera; Aphididae
Source: the annotation of a GenBank genome assembly
GUCGAAGUUGGCAACCGUGGCCGCCCGAUUGUAAGCAGUAUGCACCAAUAGUAAUCGUGCGUGUUUUCGUUCACCGAAGAACACAGAUCUUCGUCGCUGCCGCCGACGUCGAGGCUCGAGUGCUGCCGAAUGAGCUGUCCGUUUCUGUCUUUACCGCCGCCACCCCUCCCUCGUCCGGCCGCCAUAUCGUUACUGUCUUCUUGUUCUGUGUUUUCCCGAGUUUCGGAUCGAAAUUUUUUCGACGUCAGAUGUACAAGUGGUGCUCCGUCUACCGGUAUGUCGUUGGUGAUCGUGUUUUCGUAUAAAGUGCCGGCGGUAUCGCUUUCGCGAAGUGUCCGAACCACUGGCUUCAGCAGAUUUUUAUUCAUGACUGCGUAAAUUGUAAGUACCCUCGGUAUGAAUCAUGAUAAUAUUACCCAUAGACAAAUAAAGGUACUGUUUUAUGCGUCCGAAGUCCGUUUUAUUCGAUCAUUGGGUUUCCGUCUAGUUAUCGUUUCUAAAAGUUUAAAGUUAAAGGUCUACUUCUAUAUUUCUGUCAAUUGUACAUUUCACAUACUUCGGCAUCAGUCUUCAAUUCUAUAAUUUAGCUGAAUUUAUUGUUUAGGUAUAUGGUUCUAUGAUUAAUUACUGACUACAUAUAUCUUUUAAGUUUUUUCAACUUAAGUAUAAAUAUCUAUAAAUUAAUACCUACCUAGGUAGGUAGGUAUAACAUUGUACUCAAUUUUUCCUUGAAGCAAUUUGAAAAGUAGCUUAGUAUUUGCCAUCAAUUUGUUAAUUAGUUCAGUCACAGUAUUUGUUUUUGAUCACUAGUGUUUAAAAAGUUCCCAGAUUGCUCAUCGAUAUGUUUAAUCAAUGCAUAUUAUAGUAGAUGACUGGUAGAUUAUUGUAAGCCGACCAAAAUAUUUUACAUAUUUCAUCUUUUAUCAAUUUUAGUCGUUUGUAUGGUUGUUUCUGUAUAAUAAACUUGGUGUCAUCUUAAUAAAUAAAAAUACCAAGGUUAGGUGAUACAGACAACUUGUUAUUUAGUACCGACUAUUUUAGAUAAAUAUUCACAUUUAUUAUAAGUGUAAUAUAAUAUUUAAUAUUGUUAAUUAAGAAUUAAAGAACAUUUACAUUAUAUACUCAAAUUUUAUAUUUUCUUCUAAAUUAAGUGUAAUUAAUUUUUUUUCAAAUAGUAAGUAAGUGAGUACUCUUGUAUAUAAUUAUUUAAAAUAUGUAGUUAAUUUUUGUAAAUUUAUUUGUGAAAAUUAAUAUGUAGGUAUGUAAUGCCUACUUUUAAUUUCAUUAAAUUUAAAUUUAUUGAUAGUAAACUUUGGUUUAUUAUCAUCAACUUACCUACUAUUGCGUUUUCAAUUUAUUGUAGGUACUUAUGUACCUAAUAGUAUUUUGUUAGGGACCUAUUGAUGAAUUAAUCGUUAAACUACCUAUAAAUGUAUAUUAUAGGUACUCAUAUAGAAAUAUUCAAUAGAAAUUUUAGUUUGACAUGCAACGCUAGGAAGAUGAAAAAAAUAUAAAUAUGAUACCUAAAAGAUUGAAUGCUUAAUUUCUUGGUAUAUUUUUAAAUUUACAAUAAUGUAAAUAAUUUAACUGUUUGGAUCGAUAUGCGAUAACAAGAUGAUUUAACCUAUGUUUUGGUAUCUUAGUUUUAUGUUAUGUAGAUAGUUGCUGUUAAAAAGUAUUUAAAAUAGAUUUUUUUUUUUUUUUAGAAAAUCAGAAAACACAUUUAGUUAUUAAAGUACCUGCAGAACUUAAAACAUGAAUCACUGUAAGGAUAAAAAACCCAGUAGACCCGAAAUCCAAGAUAUAUUAUCUCGAAUGAAAAGCCGAUUUAUCAACGAAGGAGAUUCAGAUAACGAUGACAGCCUAAAAGAAGAAAAUAAUAUGGUAACAACAAGUGUUGUUGAAAAUUCUAAAGAAGACCUUCCUGUCGAGAAAAGCCCUGAUGAUGAGAUAGCAGAACUUAUGCAUAAAUUAAAUGGACAAGUUGACGAAGAGCUAGUUGCCAGCAUUGCAUCUACAAAGAAAAUGUAUGAAAACCAGGUAGAAGUAGAUAGUACAUCAGUAAUUUCCAAUAACUCCGAAGAAACUGACCAGGAGAAACCUAGAAUUAUACUGACACUAAGACCAAAUGAAAAUAAACCUGAUACUUAUGUUAGUUCCAGUAGCCUUACCGAUUAUAGUUCUACUAGCCCAAAAGGAACAAAACCUGUCGAUAAAAUCAAAACUCUUGUUAAAGCUGAAAUUGUACCUCUAAAGAGGUCUUCAAGAAGAUCUAAUUGUAAUAAUAACCAAUCUGUGUUGAAUUCUGCUAUAGCUCGAAAAGAAAAAAAAUUCAGUGUCGAAGAAAAAGUAAAGAAAAGAUUACCAAAAAAAAAAAUAAAAAUAAAAAAACCUGUUGAAGUUAAAAAUGAAGUUUUUCCUGUUGAUAUAGAACCUGAAGAUAUUGAUAUUAAUUAUGAUUUACAAAUCAAAGAGGAACCAGGUGAAGAAAUUACCACAGAUCAAAAAAGGAAGAAAAAAAAAGUCUUUAAAGGUGGACGUUACAAUAUUUUCAAAAAAAAAUCUCUGCACAAGGGUGUAUUUAAAAAAGCUAUAUGUAAUCAAUUAAAUUUGGAUCGUACAAAUUUUGAUCUGGAUUCAUCAGAAACUAACUCAGAAAAACACUCCACCUCUGGUAAACUAUUUUUAUUAUUGUCUUAAAGGUGUUAUAGAAACUAUUUUUAUUUUCUAUUUUCAGUUUGUAGCGAUGCUGGGACAUUGAUGUCAAGUGAUAGAAAUGAUCAAGAUGAUGACAUGGAUACAUCUAGUUUUUCUAACAUCGAUGUGGAAAGUAUCUCUGAAGGUAUAUUACAAUAUUUCUAUAAAUCUUUAUUUUAAUAAUGUAAUGAAUUAUUGUAAAAUGGAUUAUACUUUCAUUAGUUAAUUUUUAUUAGCAAUGCAUAUUGUAAAGUUUUCUUAUGCUAAUCUUGCAUCCUUAUUAUGGACAUUACUAUUUUGUUUGUAAUAACUAAGAUAUCUUGAAUUUCACCUUGUAAACGAACCUUAUAUAAUAUAUAUAUAUAUAUAUAUAUAUAUACCAACAUUAAAAAUAUACUUAACUAAAUAUUAGAUUUAUUUUCAUAGAUACUUCCAAUUUUUGUUAUUUGACUCUGUAUUAUAACCAAAUCAUGAAUUUUAUUUAUUUAGUAACUUGUGACUUAAGUAAGCAAUAUUUUACCUAAACAUAAUUACCAAUAAGUCAAUAUUUAAGUAUCUUUACUAUAUUAUAAUACAUACUUGAUCUUGGCCUAAUUAUUUGGAUAGUUGAGUAACAAUAUAUUGUACUUGUUUAAUUUAGGUAAAUACAUUUGAUAAAUUGCUGUUGGUUCUUUAAGAUAUUUUACUGAAAACAUUUUACUUAAAUAUAUUAAAAGAAAGAAUACUGAAUCUAAAUUAGAAACUAAAUAUUAUUGCUAUUUUUUUUAAGUUGCAUAAUAUGUUUAUGAAGUUUAUUUUAAUAUACAGGUGUCUUACAAUGUUAUUCAUAGGCUAAUAACUCAUUUUUUUUUUCAAUUGGAUUUUGUGUCAAGAUACAAAUAUAGAGAAAAAUUAAAUUUUUAUUUUCAUCACUGAAAAAAAUAACUUUUUAAAACUUUCAAAAUAACCAAUUUUUAAAAUAUAUUUAAAAAUUUUAAUGUAUCAUUCAUUCAUAUCCGAUUAAUAGUUUCUUAGUAAUAGUCAUUUUAAUUUCAACAUUUCUUAUCUUAUAUUAUGACUACGGUUCGCUACUGUGUGACGUGAUGUGUGACGCGUGAGUUUAUUUUUUUUACACCAUUCUCUAGAUAUUACAAUAGUUAUUACUAAGAAACUAUUGAUUGGAUAUGAAUUUAUAAUACAUUAAAAUUUGUAAUAUAAUAUACAAAUUCAUAAAUUGGUUAUGUUGAAAAUUUUAAAAAGUUGAAAAAUAAAAUUUUGUUUUUAGUAAAAGCAAAAGUUAAAUUUUUCUCUAUAUUUGUGUACCCCAGACAAACCCCGAUUGACAAAAAAAAAUAAAUAAAAUAUUUACCGUUUAUUAGCAUAUGGCUAACCUAAUGGUUUACACUGUAAGACCCUGUAAUAGUGUUCUUGUAAAUACAUUCAAUUUUUAUUUUAUUUUUUAGAUAAAACACUUGACAAUAUACAAGAUAAAGUUAAUUUGUGCCUGUGUAAUAAUCAUAUUGAAGUUAUUUUGUGUGAUGAAGGCAUAGUUAGUUGUAAAGCUGAAGAUUGUGUCGAUGGUUUAUUAAUUAAAUGUAAGAAGUUAUCUUUCCAUAUAGAUGACUAUGGUAAUAUGCCCAUGGUAAGAGCAAAUGUUACUUUACCAUUUGGGUCAUUUUGUGCGUUUCAUAUGAAACGUUUUUUUUUGCAUCAUAGUUGUCCACGUUGCGGAAGAUUUUGCUCAGAAGUAAGAUAUACUUUAUAUAAUUUUAAUGUUAUUAUUAGUAACUAUUAAUUUUAUUUUUGUUGACCUCGUUCAAUAGUUUGAAUUAUCGAAGAGUUUUGAACUUUUUAUAUUAUCAAAAAAUGUUAACCUAGACCAAUUUAUUUGUAUAAUCGUUAAUGUAUGAUGGUAUAAUACUAUGUUAUACAGGUUUAAUAAAUCUUUACUAUUUUGUAUUUUAAAGGUUUAGAUUCUAGGAUUUCAAAAUUUGGAUUUUUGAAUUUUGAUGUACUUUAAUAUCUUUGUACUUAAAAAUGUACCUUCUAAUAUAAAUUUCAAAAAUUAUUAGAUUUAACUUGCUCCAAUACAAACUUAAUCAUAAUUUCUUAUUAUUCAAACAUUAAUCAACUGUUGGUUUAUUAAAUUAAUGUUUAUUUAUUUGGUUAUUUGAAUUAAAAAUUGUAUUUAUUUCACAGGGCAUAUUUAUGAUGUGCAAAAAUAAACAUUUUUCUCACAUUGGUUGUCAUCAAAAAGAAAAAGGUUGUCUACAUUGUGGUGUUCUCGACGUAUACGAUGUGGAACUAAAAAGGCGUAUAGUUAAACCCAAGAAAGAAAGAUGCAGUACACCUAGCGAUAUUAUUGUAGAAAUAGGAAAUAUUAAAUUAAGUACAAUUUGUUGUCCACCACAAAUUGAUAAAGCCGAGUUGUCAACAUAUUUACAACAGCUGAAGGAUGAAAUUUCUGAUUCCAAACGUAUUAUGUAAGUUAUUAACAAUUUAUUACAAUUAUUAUUUUAUAGGGAUAUUUUACUAACAAUAAUUUUGUUUCUUUUUCUUGGGUAUCUUAAAGAUCAUUAAUACCUAUCGCCACAACAACAAAGUCUCUCAACUUCUCCCUGUCUUUUGACAAUUUCUUGGUUUUCUCCACCCCAAUCUUCCUGAUGUCUUUGUUGUAGCUAUUCAACAUUGUCUGGGCUGUUUUAAGUUUUCUUUCCAUCUAGUUAGUUAUGCUGUAUUUCUUAGAUCUCCAUGCAUGAUCGGUCCAUCUUAUUCUGCUGUUUUGUUUAAUAUAUUAAAAUAUGUUUUUUAAAUAUACUGGAAAAAAUUUGAAUGUUAUUAUCAAAAAUAUUUUUUUGUUAAUAAUGUAAAUUAACUGUUUACGGGAAAAUAGUUGUCUGUGAAACAAUAAGUAAAUAUAAAAAAUCAAAAGUUUAUGUUAAGAAAAAAAUAAGACACAUAUUGUCUUGUGCAAAAUAGUUUCUAUUGACAAAAUAUAAUUAUGGGUGAUAUGAUAUACUAUUAAGAAUUGAAUAAGCCAAGAUAAAAAAGAAUCUUCAAAACCAAUUUCUUUAACAUUUUUUUUAAUUUAAAAGCAAUAGUCAAAUAAUUGUAUACUGUUAUAAUAUUACACCUUUAUAAUAUUUGUAUUGAUUGUAUUUUUUUUUUUUUUAAUAUCUUAUUUUCUGCUAUUUUUUUUACCAUAUUUUAAUGCCGCAUGGUCUAAAUUUUAUAAAUAAACAAAUAAUUUAAUAUAAAAUAAUGAUUUAUAUUAUAUAAUCAAAUAGGUACUCAGUCUCUGGACUUUACCAAGCUUGUGAAUCAAACAAUAUACCAAAAGUCCUGUCAAUUAUAGGUAUGAUUUUGAAUUUGUAAACCUAUUUUAUAUCAAAUAAGUUUUGAUACUUGAAAAUUAAUUAAAACAAAAACUGUUUUCAUAUUUCAGGAUCGGAAUGCAAUCUUAUGUAUAGAUUUACUAAGAUUAGUAACCGAACGGCAUUACAUGCUGCUUGUGCGAAUGGAAAUUUGAUGAUUAUUUAUUUAUUACUUCAAGCUGGUGUUGACCCAAAUGUGGUGGAUGAUAAAAUGAAGUCUCCAAUGAGAUUGGCCGCUAAAUCCGGUCAUAGCUAUGCCGUUCAAUAUCUUCUAGAAUUUAAUGGUGCUCCCGAAAUUAAAGUAGUAUACUUGUUAUAUUUGUAUUUGUAAUAUUUUUAUUUAUAUAUUGAUUUUUACAUUUAUUAUAUAUCUAAGGAUUUACAAGGUAUGACUGCACUACAUUUGGCUGCUAAAAACGGACAUUUUGAGUGUUGUAAGGUUUUAUCAAAUAAACGACCAUCCAUGGUCAAUUGGAAAGAUAAAGGAGGAUGGACACCUCUUGUGUGGGCUUGUGAAAAUAGUCACACUGAAGUUGUAGAGUAUGAAAAUUUAAUAAUAAUUUAGUAGUUCCACUAUAAUCUUAUUGUGUUAUACAAAUGUUAAUGUGUAAUAGGCAUUUUAUUACUCAUAAACCAAACACGAGACUACCUGAUGAGGAACAUAAUGUAGCAUUACAUUGGGCAGCGAUUUCUGGAUGUUUCGAUGUUGUCAAAUGUUUGGUAGAGUAUGAUCCUGAAGUGAAUAUGGCAAACGAUGCUGGUGACACGCCAUUGUAUGUAAUAAACAAUCAUAUUUAUUCUAUGUAAUUUAUAAUCUAUUUAUAAUAAAUAAUCUGUAGACAUAUUGCUGCUCGUAAAAAUACUUUUGAUAUAGUAUCAUUUUUAUUGGAAAACGGUGCCGAAGCAUCACAUAAAAACAAAAAGAACAGACAACCUAUAGAUUGCUGUUUUCCAAAUUCUAAAUGCUAUAAUCUUUUAAAAAGUUAUCAACAAAAAAUAUCUGACAAGCAAUCAAUAACCCCAGUUAACUUACAGUAUACUGAACCAAAGUUGAAAAUAGCCCAAUUACCAAUUGUGUUUAAAACAACUUCUGUAAUUGUAUCUGAGUAAGUCAGUUAUUAUAAAUUUUAAGUUUAAUAAUUAAUGAUAUGAAUAUACUUAUACUUGUUAUACAUAUCAUUUAUACUUCUAUAGGGAUAUAUCUUAUGGUUGUGAAGAUGUUCCAAUUAGAUGUGUAAAUGAAAUUGAUGAUGAACAACCAGUUGACUUUACAUACAUUAAAGAAAAUUGUUACGAUGUUGGAAACCAUGUUGAUUCGGCCAUGUCUCAUAUAGCUGUAAGUUUUUUUUUUAUUAUUUUUAUUACAUUUUAUUGUAACUUUUUUUUUAGUGUUGCAAUUGUGAAGGCCCUUGUAACACGAGUAAUUGUAAAUGUGUACAAACUAAUGGUGAAUGUUUAUAUGAUGAAAAUGGACGCUUGAAUUCAAAUUUCGAUUAUUUUAGUAAGUCAUAAAAAAUAAUAUAAGACAGGUAACAUCAAGAUUAAUAAUAUUAUAGUAUUGUUAUUUUGUAAAUGCAUAAUAUAUUUUUAAUAGAUCCGAGUGGUAUAAUAUAUGAAUGCAAUUUGCGGUGUAGAUGUCAUAAACAAAAAUGUGGCAAUAGAGUUAUUCAAAAGGGUAUAAAAAUUAGCUUGGAAUUGUUCAAACAUACAGACAUGGGUUGGGGAGUAAGGACACGACAAGCUAUACCUCAAGGUACAUUUGUGUGCGAGUAAGUUAACAAAUCAUUUAAUAAUAAUAUAAAAUUAAUAAAUAUUGUUUAUACCAAAAACUAAUUUUAAAAUUUAAUAUUUACUAGAUAUAUUGGUGAAAUAAUUACUGAUCAAAAGGCUAAUGAUUUAAAAGAAGAUUCCUAUUUAUUCAAUCUAGAAAAUCCUGUAAGUCGAAAUAGUGUUAUAUAUGAUUUUCUUUUUUAUCAUGAAUCAGCAAUUAUCUCUAAGAAUUUUAAGUGAAUUUGAUUUGUUUUUUCUAAUCAUUAUAGAAUCAUUUGAGCUUUAUUUUAAAGCUAUUUUUAGUUUUUACCCCUACUUCAUAUAUCUUAAAUAAUUACAUACUUUUACUUUUCAAAUAGGAGCCCCCCCCCUUUUGAACACAGAUUUGAAUAUAAAAUAUUUUUCUAGAAAUGUUGAUAUGCAUAACACUGAUAUCAGAUUUACCGUUUAUGAGUAUCAGUUUAAAGUUAAGACUGAAGAAGUAGAGAAGGGUAAUAAAUUGUAUUACCCUUUAAAUGUAUUAUAUUUCCCUGUUCCUUCAGUUAAAUUAGGUUUAAAUUUCUAGAAAAAAAUGCUCUAUUCAAAUCUGUUCAAAAUGGUGCCUAUUUGAAAAGCAAAAGUAUGAACUUAAUUAAGGUAUUUAGAGUAGGUGUAUAAAUUAAAAUAAAGCUAUAAUAAUUCCAUUAUAAUUAGAAAAAACAGAAAUCAAAUUCAUUCUAAAUCCUCAGAGAUAAUUGUUGGUUCAUGAUAUAAAAAUCACUCUGUAUACUACUUAUUUAUUUUUAAAAUAAUUUUGAAUUUUUUAAAUUUAAUUUUAGGGAGCUGAUCAAUUGUAUUGUAUUGAUGCUUACAACUAUAGUAAUGUUUCUCGUUUUAUUAAUCAUUCGUGUGAUCCAAACCUUUUGUCUGUUCGAUCGUUUAUUAAUCACCACGAUAAAAGGUUUCCUAGAAUUGCAUUUUUCGCCACCCAAAACAUAGCCCCAAAUGAACAAUUAUAGUAAGCAAAAUUAAAAAUAUAAUAUUAUAAUUGGCAAUAAUAGUAUUAUAAUAAUUUAUUCAUAUUUUAUGUAAUUAUGUGCAGUUAUGAUUAUGGUGCUGCUUUUUGGAAAAUUAAAGGUGAGUUGUUCACGUGCAAGUGUGGCAAACCUAAUUGUAGUUUUUCUUUAGAAACUAUUCAAUGUCUUCGGAUUGAUUCAGAUGAUGAUAAUGAUGAUGUCAAUAAUGAUGAUUACAAUGAUGAUAAUGAUGUUAAUGAUGAUUACAAUGAUGAUUACAAUGAUGAUAAUGAUGUUAAUGAUGAUUACAAUGAUGAUAAUGAUGUUAAUGAUGAUUACAAUGAUGGUGAUAAUGGUAAUGAUGAUGAUAAUGAUAAUAAGGAGGAGGAAGAGACACCUAUUCAAAUUCAAAGCAAUAAACCAAAAGAUAAACCCUCAACAGUGACAUUGUCAAAUCAAAAUAUGCUAAAGAAAAAUGAAAUAAUAUGUACUAAAUCACUGCAUGAAUAUACAAAAAUGUCCAGUAUUAACUCAUCAGUAACUACAAAAUAUAAUACUCAAAAAAAUAAUAAUUCCAAAAAUCCAAAUGUAAUAUCAAUGCCAAAUAAUGGGUUACGGGCAAAAAAUAAUGAUGAAGAUAAACAUUCUAAACCUUUAUUAGGCAGCCAUUCAACUCUUAAUUCAAAGUUAAUUCAAGAUAAAUUGCAAAAUGUUAUAGUUAAUAGAAAAAGGAUAGAUCAAAGGAUAUUAAAUAGGAAUGUGAAUGCAUCUGUCAGAAAAAAAAUGUUGAUCAAUAAUAGUAAAUUAUCAAAAUCUGUUGAAAUUACUGAUAAUAAAGUACUUGAUUCUUGUCUAUUAAGACCAAAAGUGUUGAAUUCUAAAAAAAAAAUAAAAUUAAACAAUAGCACUUUUCAGAAUGACACAAUUUUAAAGACUGAUGAUAUUAAAAAUAAUAGAAAAAUUAUUUCAUUAGAUGUCUCAAAUAGGGAUCAAGACACAAUUGAAGUUUUAAAUGACAGUAAUCAGAUGAUAGACUUGAUUAACAAUGAAUUAACUGAUGAAGAAUCUGAGACUGAAUUGAAUAUGGGUAAUAAAGAAUCUGUUGAUAUUCCAAAAAAUUCAUACACGUCUAAAGGGGAAUAUGGUAAAGUCUUAGGUAUCAAAACAAAUUUUGAAAAAGAACAUUUUCUCAAUAACAAAAAUGGUCAUCAAUUGAAUCGUUCAAUGACAUUCUUUGAAAGGAAUAACAUAAAUAUAAAUAGUCAUUAACUAAUGAAAUCAUAAUUUUUUUUUUUAAUUAUUUAAUUGAAUAUUAUUAACACUAUUUUAAAAAAAAAACUAUGUUCGCAAUUUAUAUGACUGAAUAUUAAUAAAAAUAUCAACUUUAUUAUGUAAUAUAUAUUUUUUUAAUUUAGUCAUUUAACAAAGUUAAAAAUAAAUUAUUGAAUAAUUCUGAUACAUAUUAUUGCCCACUCCAAAAAUACUUUUGUUUUACUGUUAGAGUAACAUUUUAGUCGUUGGUCUUCCUAAUUUAGUACAAAUUAUUGUAAAAAUUUGUUUUAAGUUUUGCAAUAUUGUUCUAUAAUAAUAAUUUUUACCUUAAAAUGUUUUGUUUAAUUUGUGUAUAUUAUUUAAGAGGUAUUUGUUAUUUAUUGUUUUUAUUUUUUAAAUUUUUAAAAUGUAUAUUUGGUAGGUUACUUAAGAAAAAAAAAUUGUAUUUUGAUAAGCGUUAUUAACCUUUUCCUUUUUUUUUUUUAUUUAUUUAUUUCAUUUGAAAAACUCUGUCAAUUGUUAAAUUUGUUUAUUUUAAGUUAAUAGUUAUUAUGUAGUGUUAUUUUUAUGUUUUUUUAAACAUUUACAUAAAUUGAAAAUGUAAACCAUAAUGUAAGUGGUUUAUUUCUUUUUCUUUUAUUUAUAUGAUAAAUUAUUAUUAUUAUUGUUAUUGUGAAAUUGCUGCUUACAAAAACUAAAAUGAAUUAUUAAAAAAAAA